Messenger RNA from Chanos chanos (milkfish), 753 nucleotides. RefSeq names its product LHFPL tetraspan subfamily member 3 (gene lhfpl3). The record is from RefSeq and is a predicted model, not a curated record. Bases 22 to 696 code for a protein of 224 amino acids. Gene Ontology annotation, cellular component: plasma membrane. Lineage: Eukaryota; Metazoa; Chordata; Actinopteri; Gonorynchiformes; Chanidae. Gene Ontology annotation, biological process: sensory perception of sound. The transcript has 3 exons.
AAAUACAAACUAAACUCAAGAAUGGUGCCAGGGACACCAGCAGCGAUGCUCCCGGCUUCGGAGGCAGCAAAAAUCUACCAGACCAAUUAUGUCCGUAACUCUCGUGCAAUCGGGGUACUCUGGGCCAUCUUCACCAUCCUCUUCGCCAUAGUAAACGUGGUGUGCUUCAUUCAGCCCUACUGGAUUGGCGAUGGUGUCGACACGCCCCAAGCCGGUUACUUCGGCCUGUUCCACUAUUGCAUCGGUAACGGUAUUUCCCGCGACCUGACGUGUCAGGGCAGCUUUACUGAAUUCAGCUCCAUCCCAUCGAGCGCCUUCAAGGCUGCGUCCUUCUUCAUCGGGAUGUCCAUGGUGUUGGUCCUCACUUGUAUCGGAUGCUUCGCUCUCUUCUUCUUCUGCAGCACCGCCACCGUGUAUAAAAUCUGCGGAUGGAUGCAGCUGGCAGCUGGUACGUGUCUGAUACUGGGCUGUAUGAUUUACCCGGAUGGCUGGGACUCAGAUGAAGUGAAGCGUAUGUGUGGUGAGCAGACGGAUAAAUACACCAUAGGGGCCUGCUCAGUGCGCUGGGCCUACAUACUGGCCAUCAUGGGCAUCAUGGAUGCACUCAUCCUCUCCUUCCUGGCUUUCGUGCUGGGCAACCGCCAGGAUGGUCUCAUGGCUGAGGAGCUGCUGGGUGACAAGAGCGGGAAUGCCUAAUUGACCGACAUCUCUGCAGGUGAGUGGGAGAGAGAGAGAGAGAGAGGGAGAGAGAGA